Messenger RNA from Cicer arietinum (chickpea), 1253 nucleotides. RefSeq names its product serine/threonine-protein kinase Aurora-3. NCBI's taxonomy places the organism in Eukaryota, Viridiplantae, Streptophyta, Magnoliopsida, Fabales, Fabaceae. The record is from RefSeq and is a predicted model, not a curated record. Gene Ontology annotation, molecular function: ATP binding; protein kinase activity. Gene Ontology annotation, biological process: protein phosphorylation.
ACAAACAACAGUUAUUCACAAUUUCGCCUCUCAGUCUCAUCAACACAAACAUAAAUUCAAAUUUAAAUACAUUUUUUCCCUUCCUUCUUCUCCGUUCCCAGUUUCACUUUCAACGUUCCCUCUCACUCUCAGUCACGCCGUUCCCAAACCCUAACCCCCUUCGCCGUGCCGCCGUUCACCCCAGCACUUCGCCGCUCUGUUUUUCCGGUUCUGUUUCUGCACGUCGUCCCUCCGCCACACCGCCACGUCAUCCUCGAGAUUACUUCUGCUUCGCAAAUCUCUUUCAAAACUGAAAAAAUGGAUCCAAAUCCAAAAGAGGAAUGGUCCAUCAAGGACUUUGAGAUCGGAAAACCACUCGGGAAAGGGAAAUUUGGUAGAGUCUAUGUUGCCAGAGAAGUCAAGAGUAAAUUUGUGGUUGCAUUGAAGGUUAUCUUUAAGGAACAACUUGAAAAGUAUAGAAUUCACCAUCAACUGAGGAGGGAAAUGGAGAUACAGAUAAGUCUUAAACAUCCAAACAUCUUGCGCCUCUAUGGUUGGUUCCAUGAUUCUGAGCGUGUUUACUUGAUUCUUGAAUAUGCUCAUAACGGUGAGCUGUACAAGGAACUUAGCAAAAGAGGUCAUUUCUCAGAGAAGCAAGCUGCAACGUACAUUUUAAGUCUCACAGAGGCAUUGGCAUAUUGUCAUGAGAAUCAUGUUAUUCACAGGGAUAUCAAGCCUGAAAAUUUGUUGCUUGACCAUGAGGGUCGUCUUAAAAUUGCAGACUUUGGUUGGUCUGUACAAUCUACAAGCAAAAGACAAACCAUGUGUGGAACAUUGGAUUAUUUAGCUCCUGAAAUGGUAGAAAACAAAGCUCAUGAUUAUGCAGUUGACAACUGGACUCUUGGUAUCCUUUGUUAUGAGUUCCUCUAUGGCGUUCCUCCAUUUGAGGCUAAGAGUCAAGCUGAUACCUUCAAAAGGAUAAUAAAGGUUGAUUUAAGCUUCCCUCCUUCUCCUCUUGUUUCUUCAGAUGCCAAAAAUCUGAUAAGUCGGCUCCUGGUAAAAGAUUCCUCAAAAAGGCUCUCGCUUCAAAAGAUAAUGGGGCACCCUUGGAUAAUCAAGAAUGCAAAUCCUAUGGGUGUCUGCGAGUAGUAUCAACUUUUGUCACUCAUGUAUAAAUGUGAUCUUUGAGGGAUUAAGUUGGAUUAUACUUCUGGGGCAUUGUUGUAUAAUAGCAUAUUAGAGUGUGUUUGUUUUAUGGAUAGAUAAUUCAUUCC